GGGAAUUUAAAUUAAAAUAAACAAUUUUAAAGUUCUAAACAAAUUGCUCUUAAAAAGUGUUAUAUUCAGUAAGUAAACACUAAAUUUAUUGUUUAUUUGUGUAAUUAGGUAUAAUUAACAGACUCGCUGCGCUUUAAUAAGGCACAUCGUACAAGAACUUCCUUGCGUAUUCGUUUGUUUAUAAUAAUUGCACAAUUUGCAAUUCAUUUUCGCAAUGAUAAACGUCGGAUUGUCUUCGGUUAACAGUUGUGAUUAAAGUGAGGUUAGGUGUGGUACACAUUUUAAAUUCGUUGUUAUUAAGUGCCAAGGGAGAUGUGGAGAAUACGCCAUUGCAAUCAGCUAGUUAGGAAAUCAAGAAAUUACAAGUGCAAGUCACAAGCUGCCACAGUUCAGAAAAGUCUUGAAAAUAAUGCUUCCGAUAUUGAAGCCUUCCACCCUGGUGCUAACAUUCACGGUUUUGUUGUGGAGGACCUUCAAAAAAUCAACGUUUUUAAUAUUACAGCGUUACAUUUAGUGCAUACACAAACGAAAGCAAAGUACAUCCACUUGUACAGGGAUGACAAUAACAAUGUCUUUUCGAUUAAUUUCCGCACAACCCCCAUGGACAGUACAGGUUUGCCUCACAUCUUGGAGCACUUGGUGCUCUGUGGAUCGGAACUAUACCCCGUACGCGAUCCCUUCUUCAAAAUGUUGAAUCGAUCACUGGCCACUUUUAUGAACGCCAUGACCGGAUCCGACUACACCAUUUAUCCGUUUAGCACACAGAAUUUCACAGAUUUCCAAAAUCUGCAAAAAAUUUACCUUGAUGCCGUUUUCCGCCCCAAACUGAAUAACUUGGAUUUCAUGCAGGAGGGGUGGCGAUUAGAAUACUCGGAUCCGAAGGAUCCCAAUUCGAAUUUAAUAAUUAAAGGUGUUGUGUAUAACGAGAUGAAAGGCGUUUACUCGGAGAACGAAAAUAUUUUCGUUCAGAAAUUACAAAAUUUGAUUUUACCCGAUCAUACUUACGGUGUUAUUUCUGGUGGUGAUCCUUUAGUUAUUCCCAGUCUGACUUGGGACGAUUUGAAACGGUUUCAUCAGAAAUGUUACCAUCCCAGUAAUGCCAGAUUUUACUCUUAUGGCAAUUUUCCGUUAAGUCCGUCUUUGGAGUACAUAAAUAGUGAGUAUUUGUCGAAGUACCAAUAUAGUGAACCCUCGGACACGAUUGUACCGUCGCAGAGUCGCUGGUCGAAGCCUAAGAAGCAGCAUUUCCUAGGUCGGUUCGAGAAUAUGCGGGAACCUUUUGAAAAACAAAAUAUUUGUUGUGUGUCUUUGCUGAUGACCGAUGUUCUCGAUGUUUAUCAGACUUUUUUGCUGCAAUUUAUCACCGAGUUGUUGGUGAAGGGGCCAAAUUCGCCCCUGUAUAAAGCAUUGAUCGACAGUAAUUUUUCGGGAGGCUUCACCACAUGUACUGGCUUUGAUACGCAACAGCGUGACACCGUGUUUACAGUAGGGUUGCAGGGCCUGGAGAAGGGAGACAUUGACAAGGUCGUAACUCUCUUUGAUCAAACAAUUGGGGAGGUUAUUGCCAACGGGUUUGAAGAAAAACACAUCGAGUCUGUGUUGCAUUCUUACGAGUUGAGCAUUAAGCAUCAGACUGAGAAUUUCGGGUUGUCUUUGUUGUUCGGGCUCACACCGAUUUUAAACCAUGAUGGUAGUUAUUUUGACGUGUUAAAAGUUGAUGAGUCAAUGAACCGUCUUAAGACGCAUUUAGCCGAUGACAAAGAGUACCUACAGAAAGCUGUGAAGACGUAUUUCGCCAGCAAUACCCAUCGGUUGUCUCUUUCUAUGGGCCCUGACAAGAAUUACGAGCUGGAGCAGCAGAUUUUGGAAAAGAAGUUAAUUGAGGAUAAAACCAAGAACUUAAGUGGCAAGGAUAAGGAGCUGAUCUACACCAAAGGAUUGGAACUUCUCAAAGAGCAGAGCGAAAAGCAGAACACUGACUUACUACCAAGCUUGGAAAUGAAGCACAUUAAUAGCGAACUCGAACAUAUCCCCACCUUAAAGAUGAAAAUUGGAAAUAUGCCCACCACCAUUUACUCGGCAAACACCAAUGGUGUAACUUAUUUUAAAGGUAUACUAAGCACCAACGACUUAUCAUCCGAACAGCAAAUGCUGCUGCCGUUAUUGUGCUACAUACUUCCCAAAAUGGGUACUAAAACAAUGGACUAUCGAGAGUUUGACAGUCUAAUGAGGCGCAAAACCGGUGGCCUACACUUAAGUCCCCACAUUGGAGAUAGCCUAUUUCUUCUGCACUCCUAUGAGCCAGGAGUUUUGUUAACCAGCUACUGUUUAGAUGAAAAUGUGGAAAGCAUGUGGUACUUGUGGAACCAACUGUUUUCCAUGCUAGACUUGAAAAAUAUGGAUCGCUUCAAAACCCUCGUGCAACUCUACAUGUCCAACCUAACGCAAGGGCUCGCCGACUCCGGCCACAUUUACUCCAUGCAAGUCUCCGCCGGAUUAGUUUCUGGAGCCGCUCAGCAAAAGGAGCUUCUAAGCGGCCUCCACCACAUUACUUACAUGAAAGGUCUAGUAAAAGCUGAGAACUACGAGCACCUCUUACUAGACCUCAACAACUUAGCAAAACUAAUCUUUGACAAAAACAAGAUGAGGUGCUCAUUAAACAUCUCGGAGAAGAACAGAUCGACUAUUGUUCCAACCUACGAGACGUUCAUCAACAGCUUGCCCGGCAACACCUUCGGAAAACCGAACGAGAACACUUUCCACACAAACCAACCUUCACCUUUGAAAACCGUGAGAUGUCAGCAUCACGUCUUGAAUAUACCCGUAUACUACUGCAGCAAGGCGGUACUCACCGUCCCGUACACCAACCCAGAAUUCGCCAGUCUUCGCGUUCUCGCCCGCCUUCUCUCUUCGAAAUACCUGCAUCCCGAACUCAGAGAGAAGCAGGGCGCCUACGGAGGCGGUGCCCGUCUUUCCACGAGCGGUGUAUUCUCAUUUUUCAGCUAUCGCGAUCCGCACUGCUACCAAACUUUAGAAGUGUUCGAUCAGUGCGGGCAUUGGUUGGAGAGGGAAAUUGGAAAUAUAUCGGAUCAGGACGUGCUCGAGGCCAAAUUGGGCGUGUUUCAAGCGGUGGACGCGCCCGUGCCUCCCAGUGAAAAAGGCGCGAAUGAGUUUCUUAGGGGGAUAAGUCCGGAUAUUUUGCAGCAUCAUCGAGCUGAAAUUAUGACCGUGGAUGUUUCCGGUUUGAGAAAGGUGUCUGAAAAGUAUUUUAGCGGCGAUAAGGUUAUUGCAAGCAAGGCAGUUUUGGGGCCUAAGACAGAAAGUGCAGAUGCAACCAAUCGGGAAGGAGAGUCAUGGACAAUUCUCCAAAGUGAAUAGAAAAUUUAAUAAAAUUUUAUACUUGUUGAAGGAAUCUAAAUAACAUUGUUGUAAUAAAGACGGUGAAAUAAUAAAUUAUAAUUAUAUAAAAAGCGAAAAAAAUUGAUUCGGCUUCAAAGAAGUACCAAUA
This is a messenger RNA of Photinus pyralis (common eastern firefly), 3508 nucleotides long. Its product is annotated as presequence protease, mitochondrial. The record is from RefSeq and is a predicted model, not a curated record. The transcript has 4 exons. Lineage: Eukaryota; Metazoa; Arthropoda; Insecta; Coleoptera; Lampyridae. Gene Ontology annotation, biological process: protein processing. Gene Ontology annotation, cellular component: mitochondrial matrix. The coding region runs from base 313 to 3378 and encodes 1021 amino acids. Gene Ontology annotation, molecular function: metal ion binding.